ACUUCAUUCAAAAUAGCAAUGAGUGCCGUUCGUCCAUCAAAAGAAUCCGAAUACGAUUUGAACGAUCCCAAAACAAGGGAACUUUAUAUGAACUAUCGUCCAGAAUCUGCCACACCUGAGUGUAGAGGAUUUGAGCUGCUCCGAACUGCCAGAUACAAUAAGGGCAUGGCGUUCAAUUUGUUCGAAAGGCAAUUUUUGGGAGUUCACGGCUUACUUCCUGCCGCAUUCAUGACAAUAGAGCAGCAAGCAUAUCGAGUGAUGUCAAGACUGCGCCAACAACCCAACGAUCUUGCCAGGUACAUUCAGUUGGCCAGUCUUCAAGAUUUAAACGAGAAAUUAUACUACAAAGUGAUUUGCGACAACGUCAAGGAAUGCAUGCGCCUUGUUUACACUCCCACUGUCGGACUCGCAUGCCAAAAAUUCGGCUAUAUUAUAAACAACGCAAAGGGCUUAUAUAUCACCAUCAACGACAACAGUGUCCACAAAAUAUACCAAAUUUUAUCGAACUGGCCUCAGAAAGACAUACAGGCAAUUGUGGUAACGGAUGGAGAAAGAAUUCUUGGCCUCGGAGAUCUUGGCGCAUUCGGCAUGGGGAUACCCGUUGGCAAGCUAGCUUUGUAUGUAGCACUGGCCGGAGUACAUCCUGGACGCUGCCUACCGAUAACCCUCGAUGUUGGCACCAAUAAUAAGACAUUGCUCAACGACCCCUUCUACACGGGGCUAAGAAGAAAGCGAACACGUGGGCACGAAUAUGACACUCUAGUAGACAAUUUUUUGAAAGCGGUAGUCAAAAGAUUUGGACGCGAUACACUUAUUCAGUUUGAAGACUUUGGAAAUGCAAACGCUUACCGCUUACUGGACAAAUACAAGGAACAUUACUGCACCUUCAAUGACGAUAUUCAAGGGACGGCAGCCAUUGUCCUCGCUGGUCUGCUCACCACUUUGAGAGUGACCAAAAAGAAGCUAGCCGAUUAUAAGAUUUUCUUCUUCGGUGCUGGAGGGGCAAACACUGGAGUAGCCGAGCUGUGCAUUCGUCAGAUGGUUGACGAAGGAAUCUCAGAGAAAGAAGCGUGCUCGAAUAUAUUCUUGUUCGACAUUGAUGGACUUAUAACCACCAAUCGCUCGGAUAUAUCGCCUCGGCAUAAACGAUUUGCUAAGGACCUUCCCAACACAAAGGACUUACUGAAAGCGAUACAAUUGGCAAAACCACAAGCACUCAUCGGAGCUUCAACCAAAGGCGGCGCAUUCACUAAAGAAAUUAUCGAGGAGAUGUGCAAGCACAGCGAGCGACCGACUAUAUUUGCCCUCUCGAACCCAACGAAAAACUCGGAAUGCACAGCAGAAGAGGCUUAUAGAUACACAAAUGGAAAAGUACUGUUCGCUUCGGGGUCACCUUUUGAGAAUGUAGAAAUGAACGGAAAAGUCUACAAACCUGGUCAAGGAAACAACGCGUACAUAUUCCCUGGAGUGGGGCUAGGAUGUAUAUUAUUCAAAGCGAAACACAUUCCUGAUACAAUCUUUCUCCUAGCAGCCAGGAAAGUUGCGAGUUUGGUGACUGAGAAAUCGCUUUUCAAGUAUGCUCGAAUAUAUCCGCGUCUGAAGAACAUUCGCGAGAUAUCUGUACAAAUUGCCGUAGAGGUCGGAAACUACUUAUACAAACAGGAUCUAUCCUCUUUGGUUCCUGAACCAGAUGACAUGGAGAUGUACGUUCGAGUGAACGUCUAUUCCACAGAAUAUGAGGAUCUGAUCACGAAACCCUAUGAAUGGCCAUCACAAGACACCAAGCAGGGAUACCCAGUGCCAAAACUUGAGCGCUUAUCGAUGGAAGACGAGUAAUCUAAUAA
Molecule: messenger RNA, 1844 nt
Organism: Cylicocyclus nassatus
Lineage: Eukaryota; Metazoa; Nematoda; Chromadorea; Rhabditida; Strongylidae
Source: the annotation of a GenBank genome assembly